This is a messenger RNA of Chanos chanos (milkfish), 3384 nucleotides long. It is a transcript of the gene znf516, whose product is annotated as zinc finger protein 516. Bases 1 to 3384 code for a protein of 1127 amino acids. Gene Ontology annotation, molecular function: RNA polymerase II cis-regulatory region sequence-specific DNA binding; DNA-binding transcription factor activity, RNA polymerase II-specific. NCBI's taxonomy places the organism in Eukaryota, Metazoa, Chordata, Actinopteri, Gonorynchiformes, Chanidae. The transcript is spliced from 4 exons. Gene Ontology annotation, biological process: regulation of DNA-templated transcription. Gene Ontology annotation, cellular component: nucleus. The record is from RefSeq and is a predicted model, not a curated record.
AUGGAGGUCGAGCAACAGGAGGUCGCAGCCGAGGAAUCCCUUUCCAAGGCCAGUCCCACUGGCCCUGACGAGAAGUCUCAUGGCCACACAUGUGAGCUGUGUGGCCGAAACUUUCCUUUCCUUAGCUCUCUGUCCCAGCACAUGAGGAAACACACUGGUGAGAGGCCGUACAAGUGUCCUCAUUGUCAGUACCGUUCGGCGCAGAAAGGCAGUCUGAAGGCCCACGUUCGUACCCACAAGCUGGAUGGUCUCACGCAAAGCCCCGCGGAUGGUGAAGAAGUGGAGGAGGAAGAUCAAGAAGGGGGUGUCCCUGAAGCACAGGAUGGUUGUUCUAGCCCCACUGAGAGCACCUCUGCCUGCAACAAUGUCAUUAAUGGUGAGGAGACCACCAAGAGGCGGAAAAAGGGGGUCAAGAAAGAGAAACUGGUUAGUGAGGGCAGCAAGCAGUCCUUCCAGUGCUCCCUGUGCAGAAAGAAAUUGUUUAGCCAGGCUGAGCUGGAGCAGCACAUGCAAGAGAUUCACAAGGUGUUUAACUGUCAGCUGUGUAGUUUUGAGGCCUCACAGGAGGAUCAGCUUCUGGCCCAUGUGGAGAAGGUACAUUCCUCAGAGGAAGGUGCCACCACACCAGAGGGCCUCACUGUGGAUGGGGCAGGAGAGGAAAACGAGGGCGUCAGAGGGAAUUUUCCAUGUGGGCAGUGUGAUCAGGUGUUUACACAGGCCUGGCUUCUCAAGACACAUAUGAAGAAGCACCAAGGAUCCCUGGACCACGGUUGUCGCAUCUGUGGACGCCGCUUUCGGGAACCCUGGUUCUUACGAAGCCAUAUGAAGACCCACAGCACUAAAACAAAGCCCAAAAGUGAAUCAGAUCCUCCAGCUACCAUCAACAAUGUGGCACAGGAUGAGGCAGGGCUUGUAAAUGAUGUUUGUCUCUAUGAACUUUGCGCCAAAUGUGGCAACUUCUUCCAUGAUCGUAAGAGCUUGUGGCUGCAUGAAAAAGUCCACAAACACAUUUCCGAUGGUCGCAGUGUGAGCCCCACCCGUCAGUCUCCGCAUGUUGACGAUGAUCCGCAGUCUCCCGCUGGAAAGAGACGCUUCUUGGAAUGCUUGAACCUGAGACCAGCAGGGACAGGAGAGAAUCUUUUUGAAGGUAGCCUUGGGAAGCGAAUUCCAGAGCUGGACCCAGUGAGCAGCUACCAGGCCUGGCAGUUGGUCACCAGAGGCAGAGUGGUAGAGGUGUCAGAGAAAAGCCUUGGCUGGGAGGAACGACUAGCAGAUGCAGAUGUAGCAUAUGAUCGGGAAAAAGGAGAGUAUGUGCUAUUAAAGCAGGACAAAAGGAAGAGACAGUUAGAGUCAUCUCCUGGAAAUCCUAGCAGCAAGAAGAGGCGAGGGUCUGCAAACCAAGUUUACAGUCAAAGCGGUCAUGCUGGCGGGGUCACUCCUCAUGGCAACAGCGAGAGGAAUGGGCCAGCCAUUACAGGCGACCUUAGCCCAGAUAACUGCAAUGACUUGGAAUAUCGUCCCUCUUCCCGCACUAGUCGCAAGAAUGCCAAAACUAAGACCUCAGAGUGCUUGGAGUGUGGGAAAGGUUUCCGCACUCACCAGCAGAUGGUGAUACACAUGCUUAUUCGACAUGGUGGCCUAAGUGAUGGCACAGAGGAUGGGUCCCACUCUGCUGGCCUGGGCAGCACUUCUAGACCUGCAGACUCUGCAUCAGACUCUCCUGCAGCCAGUGCCACCAGGGAAGCAAGACAAAGAGGUCAGCCAGGAGAUCAAGAUAAAAAGCCAUACACAUGCAGUCACUGUGACUUCUGCACUUCAAGCUCUGCUGCCAUGGCAGCACACAUGCAGACCCAACAUGCGCUCAUCAAGGAAUGGGAGAAGAGACAGGGCGCCUUCACCAGUACACUAAACCAAAGCCACGCACAGCUCAGCAGCACCCUGUCCUCUGCUUACAGAGGUUUCCCUAGGCUGAGGCAUGCCCUGCUACAACAACCCUAUUGGCCCUACAACACCUCAUGUCACCCAGAGGGAUCAGGCCUGCGAAGCACAACCUCUCCCAUUAGAAAAAACGAGACGCACCGGGAAGGGAAGGGCAAAGGGGACAGAGAGUCUAGCUCUGAUGACAACACUGAUGCCAGUCUCCUUAAUCUGUGCAUAGGGGGUGGUGACCCAAAAGAGGGAGUGUCAAAGCCCUCUCAAACUACCCUGGUCAGACACCAGUGUCCAUAUUGUUCCCAUGCUACAUUCUACCCAGAGGUCCUCUGGAUUCACCAGCGUGUCGCACAUAAAAUUGACAGCAGCGUGCUGGCUCCAAAAUGGGCGCCCAGAAAUGGCUUUAAGAGUAUCAAAUCUUCACUUGAAUUCAAGAGACGCACGGGACCUCCUCCUUUCCUGGAGGGCAAGGACUGCCCGUCUCUGCCCCAAACACGGACGUCGCGUACAAGCCCACCUGAACCCAGCCCUUCGGGAGCAAAGAAGACAGAACCUCGAACGAGCAGUUCCGAGUCCGGUUCUUCACUGACGAGGGGACAUCUGCCAGCUUCGGGCCCCUCGGGGGCGUCCCCUCAGUCUUCUAAACAAAAGGGGAACAGGUCAAAGCUUGAUGAGUUGGCAUGCAGCACCAAACCCAAAACUGAAGCACAGCAAAGCUGCUCUUCUGCAGCCACCUCUGUGAAGCCUUCAGCCAGCUCUCAGAGGUCCUCAUUACCCAGCCCAAAGACAGGGAGUAGAGUGAUGGAGAGCAGCCUACUUCCUCAAGAGGGUCUGCGGUUUAUGCUCUCCAGUAAACAAAACCCCUCAGAACACAGGACAACGAAGGCUUCUUCCCAACACACCCCUGGUAGAGCUGACCAAAUUGUCCAGGCCAUGCAUUCCUCUGCCAGCUAUGAUCCCUGGGGCAGACUGGGCAUUGGAGGACCUUCAACUCAUGCACAGCUGAAGAGGGAGCUGUCGACAGACUGCCCAGAGGCUACGGGGGACAUUUUAAAUUUCCUCAAGAAUUGCAGCCCUCAAGACCUGGCCACCCUGUACCACCACUGGGGCUUCAGCAACGCCAUGCUGGAACAAGCAGCUGGGAUGGUGAGGUCAGGGGUUCAACAAGGAGAGCACAUCUGCCCUGUGUGUGGGAAGAGUUUCAGCCAGCCCAGCCACUAUCGCACACAUAUGAGAUCCCAUACAGGUGAGAGACCUUUCCGAUGCCGCUACUGUCCCUACAGCGCCUCACAGAAAGGAAAUCUGAAGACCCACGUCCAAACAGUGCACCGUCUCGCCUUUGACAACACGCAGUACCCAGAUGGGAGGCUUCGCCAGGGUCCGUCCACUGACCCAACCCAUUCCACCCAGCAGAAGUCAAGGGAGCAGCCCCUCUCAAAAGACUCGGACUAA